AUGACAGAAACUCAAAUGGAAGUCACAAAUGAGCAACAGGAGAUCAAGACCGAGCGUUUAGUGCCCACAAACAAAUCGAAUCGUUGGUGGAAGAAUGUUCAAAAGGAACGGUAAGUAUUUUCUUUCGUAAUUGUGUUGAAAUUUAGGUUAUUGGACUUUUUUCGAUUUAUUAAUGAGAUCAUAUUGCAUUAGGUUACACAGUUUUUCUCUUCCGGGUAUAAGUAGCAAAAACAAGAUGUAAAAAGGUGAAUAUUAUUAUUUUGCACGUUGUUAAGCAUUUUUUUUGGCAUGAUAUGAGGGCUGCUUGAGCUUUUUUGAUCAGAAAAUAAUGUUAUAUUGCACUAUAUUUCACUUUUUGAUUGAGAAGGAUGUAAUAUAUAAUAAAUUUAUUGUCUAAUGAAUAACUAACGUGUUUUACAUAAUCUUAAACGUAUUUUUUGAUGAGCAAUUGUUUGAUAUACGCUUUUGUAGUUAAAGUACGAUAUUGUUUACAUUGUACUAGGUGAUAGUUUUUAAUGCUUUUUAUAUAAAAGAUGUAUGUGUAUAAAAACUUCUUCAAACUGAUCUUUAGCAAUAUUUCAUUAAAGUUCAAAACGAUUUCUUUUUCAGCUCAUCUCACAUUGUCAAAGAUCGCCCGUUGCACACGAAAUGGUCAGUGAAGAUGAAACACAAAGCUGUUCAACAAAAUGCAAAAAAGUUGCAACAACAAAUCCGUGAGCAAUUGGCACAAGAACGAUCUGAACAAGCCGCGAAACGUAAGGAGAAUGAAGAGCGUCGGAAGGCGAAUAUUGCCAAGUCUGAAGUUGUUCAGGUAAUCAAGAACGCCGAGAAGAUCAAGAGGUUAAAGAAGAAGCAAUUGAAGUCGAUUAAGAAGAUGGACACUACUGAACUGGUUCAGAGGACUGUUAAGGUACGGUUAAUAUUAUUUUUUGUUUUUAUAAUAAUUUUUAUUUUUGUAUAUUUACCAUAGUCUUGGGGGUUAUUAAAUGGUUUUUUCGGCUAGAUAUAUGAUUCUUUUUUUCUUUAAUGUGUGAAAAUAGGUAGUACAAUCUGAAAAACGUUAAUAUGUUUAAAUUGGAGUUGUAAAUGUGGAAUACAAAACAUUUAUAUUACGUUAUGUUAUAGUAGGUAAAGCUAACCACAAAUCACAUGUUUUUAUCUUGUGUUUUGCUUUUUCUUUAUUUUGAAUAAUAUGUUUGUAGAACUGA
Molecule: messenger RNA, 1208 nt
Organism: Bursaphelenchus okinawaensis
Lineage: Eukaryota; Metazoa; Nematoda; Chromadorea; Rhabditida; Aphelenchoididae
Source: the annotation of a GenBank genome assembly